Stegastes partitus (bicolor damselfish) is the source of this 4647-nucleotide messenger RNA. RefSeq names its product collagen alpha-1(XVII) chain-like. NCBI's taxonomy places the organism in Eukaryota, Metazoa, Chordata, Actinopteri, Pomacentridae. Gene Ontology annotation, biological process: extracellular matrix organization. The record is from RefSeq and is a predicted model, not a curated record. The transcript is spliced from 51 exons. Bases 1 to 4647 code for a protein of 1548 amino acids. Gene Ontology annotation, molecular function: extracellular matrix structural constituent conferring tensile strength.
AUGCAGCUUCAAAGCUCCAACGGCACCGCUGGAUCCAGCAGGAGCACCGGAGGCCUCAGCAUCACCACCGUAGGGGCCUCGUCUGCUGCAGCUGGAGGGGCAUCGGGGGCAUCGGGGGCCUCCAAGACAGCGGAGAGCUUCACUUCUGCUGGAGGAGGCUCCUAUAGCUUUGCCAGCGGUGGCAGCAGUCAGGGGAGACGGGAAGGAGGCCUCGGUGCCGUGACGGUUUCCACGGUGACCAAGUCCAGCUACAGUUCAGGAGGAGGCGGGGAGGCGAAGAGGGGAUCAUCAUCAUCAUCCUCUGCUGUCACUUAUUCACCUGCUCCAAAGGAGAGGAAGAACGUGACCACCAUGUCUCUGUCGGAGGUGUUCGACGAAAGCUCAAGUCCCAACUCCUCUCCAGAGUACAAGAGGAAGGACUACGGCAGCUCGAGUGCAACACCGACAUUGGCCACUAGAGGGAGAAGUCAGAGCAGAGAGAGUGAGAUCAGGACGAGGCUGCAGAGCGCUUCUCCUCCAGCCAGCUGGACGGAGCUGGACGACGUGAAGCGUCUGCUGAGAGGGAACCGGUCCACCAGCAUCAGCCCGACUCAGUCGCCCAACAACACGCUGCCGAUCCCCAGGAAGGCCAGCGUGGAGGCCAGGAGCCCGACGGAGAGCUGCAGCACAGACCAGUACGGCAGCGUUUGGUCCGGAGCCGUCAGCAGCAGCUACAGCUACAACACCAACAACCUGUCGACCAGCUCGGGCCUCUACCAGCCAGGAGUCCAGAACAACCUGACGCUCAGCUCUCCCUCCAUGAAUGGUGGACUUCCUGUCAGCAGCUGUGUUCCAGUUUACGGGCUUCAGAACAACCUGGUCAGCAGCAGUCCGACCGUCCUCUCUCCCACUGGAACCAACACACCUAUUGUUUAUGGUGUUCAGAAAAACGUCUCCAGCAUGAGCACAAUGCGACCCAGCAGUCCGGUUCAUGACGAGGCCUCAGGGAAAGACUUCAAGUUUGUGCUGGUUGAGAAGGAAAACGCUCCCGUGAAGAAGGAGACGGAGCGUCUGGUCAUGGCCAAAGACACGGGGAAGCAGUUCAUGUCGGCCGCUCCGGCUGCUACUACUGCGACCUACUCUGAGGACUCACUGAAGAGAGAGAAACAGAAAUUAUCAUCCAGCUCUCUGGAGGAGGGAACGGACGCCAAAACUUCAACCCUGAAGAUUGCUACCAAAGACAAAGCCACCUACGCAGAGAUCCGUAACGAUGAGUCGGGCCUCGGCUUCUUGUCCUGCUGCAGCUGGUGGAAGUGGCUCCUGGGCCUCCUGCUCGGCCUCCUGCUGCUCCUCGGCCUCCUCUCCGGACUCAUCGCUCUGGGCGAAGAAGUCAAACGUCUGAAGAACCGCGUGGAGGCUCUGGAGGCCAUCGCCGGCGUCAGCGCCGCUUCAGCCAGAACCAGCCGCCUGUCCGCCUCCUCUGGCAUCAACAUCAUCGACCCUCUGGACUCGUACAUCGACAGGAGCUCCUCUGGUCCCACCAUCACCCGGUCCGACAAUGGGAUCAACCUGGGGGCUGCUGGGCCGGGAGGAGGAGGAGGAGGAGGAGGACUAGGAGGAGGAGGAGUAGGCGGACUAGGAGGAGGCAUUGGAGGUGUCGGUAGUGGACCGGGUCAGGACAGCGCCGCCCUGCAGAGAGCUGUUCAGCAGCUGAUCCGGGCUGAACUCCACUCAGGUCCAAUUAGAGAAUCUCUGGUUUACUCGCUGAAAGGAGAAAGAGGAGAACCAGGACCUAAAGGUGAUCCAGGAGCACUCGGACAGAAAGGUGAUAGCGGCUUCCCAGGUCUGCCAGGUCCUCCGGGGCAGAUGGGUCACCCGGGUCUGGACGGACCCAGAGGACCGAAGGGCAGCGCAGGUGAAGCAGGUGGUGAAGGGCCGCCGGGCCAGAGGGGCCGGGAGGGACCGAUGGGCCCCCGAGGAGAACCUGGAGCACCAGGAUUUGGAGAAAAGGGAGAUAAAGGAUCUCAAGGAGAAGCAGGACGUCCUGGUCCUGCUGGUGCUGCAGGACCUGUGGGGCCAAAAGGUGCCAUGGGCGAACAGGGCGCCUCUGGAGUUCCUGGUGUUCCGGGUCCAAAAGGUUUCCAGGGUGAUGCUGGAGCUCCAGGAGCAAAAGGUGACCGAGGAACCCCCGGGCUGCCAGGAACCAAAGGAGAUCUUGGAGAGAGAGGAUCACGAGGACCUUCAGGUGAACCAGGACAACCUGGAGCUCAAGGCCCUGCUGGACCAAAAGGAUCUAAAGGAGAUUCUGGUGAGGCGGGUUCAGCGGGAUCUCCUGGUGCGAGAGGACCACCUGGACUCUCUGGAGAUGCUGGUCCUCCAGGCGUUCCUGGACUCCAGGGACCUCCAGGUAUUGCCGGGACUCCAGGACCGCCUGGUGGUAAAGGUGAACCAGGAUCACCUGGUAAAGUCGUCGCUUCAGUUGGUUCUGAUGCUGUUGCCAUCCCCGGACCUCCAGGACCAGCCGGGCCUCCGGGUCCUGCUGGACCUCCUGGUCUGUCCGGUCCCAUUGGUCCUGCUGGUCUCCCGGGACAACUAGGGGAGAAAGGAGAGAAGGGAGAGAAAGGAGAGAAAGGAGAGAAAGGCGAGGAAGGAAAACCUGGAGAACCCGAGCUCUCUGCAGUGGCUGGACCUCCAGGCCCACCUGGACCUCCAGGGCCUCCUGGAACACCUGGUCCUCAAGGCCCUGCUGGUUACGCUAAACCAGGUCCACCAGGACGCCGAGGGCCUCCUGGAGAGCCAGGUGUUGGUAAACCUGGACUUCCAGGAGAGAAAGGAGAACCUGGCAGCUUUGUUCCAACAUCAGAAACCUUCUUUUCUGGACCACCAGGACCUCCAGGACCCCCAGGACCACAGGGUUCACCAGGUGAUCAAGGACCACAAGGAUACCAAGGUGAACCAGGACAACCAGGUCUUCCAGGAAGUCCAGGCGACGAAGGUGUUGGUUUCCCAGGUCAGCCUGGAGCUAGAGGGCUUCCAGGACCAGAAGGACCUCGAGGGCCUCCAGGAUCAGAAGGACCAAGUGGCCCUCAAGGUCCACCAGGACCAGAGGGAUCACAAGGGCCUCAAGGUGGCUCAUACAGUUCGAGAUCCCCAGGUCCACCUGGACCACCUGGACCACCUGGAACACCUGGAACACCUGGAACACCUGGAAGAGAUGGAAGCAGCUCUGGAUCAACUGAUGUGGGCCAGUAUGUCGCAGAGUACCUUCAGAGUGGUGGGAUCAGAGACUACCUGGCUGGACCUCCUGGGCCUCCGGGUCCUCCAGGGGCCCCUGGCACUUCUGGAGGUGCAUCGGACAGACUGGUGGACGAUGUUGCCAACCGAGUGGUCGCCUACCUUCAGAGUUCAGGUUCAGGUUCAGGUCGGGGAUAUGGCAGUAGCGCUGGCAGUAGCGCUGGCACUGCUGGCCCCGCUGGCCCCGCUGGCCCUCCUGGUCCUCCAGGUCCACCUGGAUCCAUCUCUGUCAACGAUAUCGUCAACCUGUUGCAACGAGAGGACGUGAGGAGAUACAUCGGUGGUGGUGGUCAACCUGGACCACCAGGACCUCCUGGACCUCCGGGAGGUUCUGGUGGAUACGGCGGCUAUGGCGUUAACACCCAGGAAAUUGCUGAACGUGUUUUCGCUUUAAUGAACGAGAGGGGGGCUGUAGGUGCACCCGGACCUCCUGGACCUCCUGGACCUCCCGGUGCUCCUGCAUACGGAGUCUCAGGUGGGUAUCAACCUCAUGCGGGUGUUCAGGGUCCUCCUGGUCCUCCAGGUGUUCCUGGUCCAGAAGGUCCACCUGGACCACCUGGACCACCAGGAUAUGGGAACCACCUCAGCUCAAACAUCCGGGACUACCUGCAAAGUGUUGCCUUCAGGGGUCCUCCUGGGCCUCCUGGUCCUCCUGGACCUGAGGGCCCCCCUGGUCCAAACCGUGGAUUGGUUCCUGUCGGUGACCACAGAGAGAGAUUCAGAGCUGAACUACAAGAAUACGUCAAGAGUGAUGGUUUAAGCGGAGCUAUGUUUGGAGUUCCUGGUCUGCCAGGCCCUCCUGGACCUCCAGGUCAUAAAGGAGAGCCAGGUGAACCUGCUGCCAGAGACUGGACCGUAGACACUGGUGACUUCUCCAGUAUGGCCGCCAAAGUUACCGAUUACAUCAAAUCUCAUGGUCUGCUUCGAGAGGUUGCGAGAGACUCUGAGCGGGUUGUUCAAGGACCUCCAGGACCCCCUGGCCUCCCUGGAACACCUGGACAGAUGCAAUGGGUUAGCUCCAGCGAAAAUGUCGUGGAUGUGGUGGAAUACAUUAAAUCUCGCGGUUUGCUGCAGGACAUUGUGCGGGACUACAGCGGCCAUGUUUUCCAAGGACCUCCAGGACCACCCGGGCCUCCAGGUCCUCCUGGAUACGGCCGAUGGUCUGGUUCCCAUGGAAACACCACGGCUCUAGUGGAAUACAUCAGAACGCAUGGAGCCAUCGUUGGACCUCCUGGGAGACCAGGACAGAAAGGAGACAUGGGACCAAAAGGAGAGACAGGUGAUCGAGGCCUUCCUGGACCUGAAGGACCCAAAGGUGACCGAGGAGAAUUCGCGGUGAUGACGAGAAGAAGACGACGAGACGUCGGCGUCUGA